This is a messenger RNA of Agrilus planipennis (emerald ash borer), 1955 nucleotides long. Its product is annotated as sodium/potassium/calcium exchanger 4-like. The transcript has 9 exons. Lineage: Eukaryota; Metazoa; Arthropoda; Insecta; Coleoptera; Buprestidae. Gene Ontology annotation, biological process: intracellular calcium ion homeostasis; calcium ion transmembrane transport. Bases 271 to 1803 code for a protein of 510 amino acids. Gene Ontology annotation, cellular component: membrane. Gene Ontology annotation, molecular function: calcium, potassium:sodium antiporter activity; calcium channel activity. The record is from RefSeq and is a predicted model, not a curated record.
UGAUAAAAUGGUAAACAGGCAGUGCUAUUGAUAAUAAAUGAAUCGAGGAGUAACUUUCUUCCCAUAUUUGUGUUAACCACUUGCCAUUAUCACAUCCAUUCAUUUGUUGCUUUCAUGUUCACGAACGAUAAAUUUGGUACAGUUCGGCUCAAACAAAGUUUACCAUUUAUUCGAGACUUUUAUUUCUGUGAGAAGUAAAUUUCAAUUUGAAGUUUUUACUUUGUUAUUGCAAGUGUUUGAAUAAGUUUUCUUUUUCAAUUUGAACAAAAUAUGGCUAUGAUUUUACGGACUAGAUUCAGAAAAUACGUAAGAAGUGUAAGGGCAGCUAUGUUCAUGGGAGCAGUAUUAGUGUAUUUUUUCUCUGCUAGUAGCAGUCAAAAACUACAAACAGAUAUUAAGGAUGAGUCACUUACAUUUACAAGUCGUCAUUUACUGGCGACGAAGAGUAAUGCAAGUUGCAUCCCACCGGCUGUAGACGAUUUUCCUAGCGACGGGUUUACGAGGGCGGAUAGAAGACAAGGUUGGAUUGCACUACACAUCAUCGGUUCUUUUUACUGCUUCAUGUUGCUUGCUUCUGUCUGUGACGAUUUUUUCGUUCCUUCUGUUAAAAAAUUGUGUCGAAAGCUUCGUCUAUCUGACGACGUUGCUGGAGCCACAUUUAUGGCGAUUGCUAGCUCCAGUCCUGAGCUUUUCAUCAAUUCUGUAGGAACAUUUGUCACUGAGGGAGACAUUGGCCUUGGAACUAUAGUAGGAUCAGCCGUUUUCAACCUCCUUUUUGUGCCAGCAUGCUGUGGUCUUAUAGCAAACUCGGUUCUCCAAUUAGAGCUGUGGCCAAUAACGCGAGACAGCCUAAUGUAUGCAGUAUCAGUUAUUGCACUAUUUUUAGCUCUUCGAGAUGGAAAAAUUGAUUUUUAUGAAGCUACAGUAUUAUUAUCAGCAUAUUUUAUAUAUAUUUUAGUGAUGGUUUUUAAUAUUCCUAUAAUUAACAGUUUUACACGUUUAAGCAGAGUAUUUCGAAGAAAGAAGAAAUAUGUGGAAAUCGCUAACGAAACACAUCCUUUGUUGUGGGUGAAUGGGAAGGUAAGUGUCUCUUCAUCCCCUGAAAGAGACCCCUCGACGGAAUCUGAUAUCACCUUAAAGGACUGCGAAGAUUUGGAGGAAUCUACAAAGAUUUGGAGUUGGCCUAGCAAUUACUCAGUUAUGGGACAAAUAUGGUGGGUCGUCACAUGGCCUGUUAUUCUUUUAUUGGGUAUUUCAGUGCCUGAUUGCCGAAAACAUCCCCGCGUCUAUGCCAUUACUUUUUUUAUGUGCGUUGUCUGGAUAGGGACGGCAUCAUAUACAGCAGCGUGGUUAAUAACUGUCAUUGGUGACACUUUAAGUAUUCCCGAUUCUGUUAUGGGAUUAACGUUUUUAGCAGCGGGUACGAGCGUCCCGGAAGCUGUAGCUAGCGUUAUUGUUGUUAACCAGGGGUAUGGUGCCAUGGGGCUAAGCAGCGUGAUUGGAUCAAAUACGUUCGAUAUUUUGGUUUGUUUGGGACUCCCUUGGAUGAUCAAAACUUGGCAAAAAUCGACAACUGGUGCAAAAAACUACAUUAAGAUUAGGUCUUCUGGUUUGCCCUAUACUGUUAUAUCACUACUCUCAACGCUGGUACUUCUUUAUUUUACAUUAGUGGUGAACAAGUUAAGACUAGAUUGGAAGUGUGGAGUGGUUUUCCUAUUCUUGUACUUAAUUUUCCUAGUUUUCGCCUGUUUGUUGGAAUUGAACGUAUUCUUCGACGUAAAUCUUCCAACGUGUGCACAUUGAUUAUUAUUUUAUUUUUUGUACACAUUUAUAUAAUUUAAUCUUUUAGUGUUUAUUUAAGACUGUAAAUAUUUAUUGUUAUAUAAUAUUACGAAAUAUUGUUUAAAGAAACUGCCAUACAUUUGAUGAAACCAAUAAUAAAAAUAACAGUUUAA